Messenger RNA from Emericellopsis atlantica, 2373 nucleotides. Its product is annotated as ATP-dependent RNA helicase DBP5. Gene Ontology annotation, molecular function: ATP binding; RNA binding; RNA helicase activity. Gene Ontology annotation, biological process: poly(A)+ mRNA export from nucleus. The record is from RefSeq and is a predicted model, not a curated record. The transcript has 3 exons. Lineage: Eukaryota; Fungi; Ascomycota; Sordariomycetes; Hypocreales; Bionectriaceae. Bases 436 to 1932 code for a protein of 498 amino acids. Gene Ontology annotation, cellular component: nucleus; cytoplasmic stress granule.
GCAUCAUUAACUUUGCGCACGUGAGGCGUCAUUCACCAGGUACCUUGAAAAACAAGGCACAAAGGUUUAUCAUCACCAUGGAGCUUAAUUCGAAAUUCCAUGAGCUGGGAAAGUUUUCGUUCACUGCCUGUGGCUGCAACCCCAGAUCUCACGGUACGCAUAAACAGUGACCAUUGCCCCUCUGGAGCUCCAAAUUUGCCCCACCGAAACUGCGAGCUACAUCAACAAUUCCUCACUUUGCCUUCACCUCGGGUUCCUUCCUCUGCACCUCGAGUUCUUUCCUCUUCGCCUCGAGUCCUCUCCUCUUCACCUCGAAUUCUUUCCCCUUCACCUCACGCCCACACCGACCUUUUCGAAUUCGCGGUGCUACAAGAGUGCUUUCUUCGUUGGCUCUGACAGCGCGCACUCUUCUCUUCUUCCCACACCCGCACGAUCAUGGCCGAUCUUGCGAGUCGCAUUACCAAGCCCGACGGCUCGGCCGCCGAUAACACACCAGUCGCUGCGGCUUCCCCAAUGGAGGCCUCCGCCAAUACCGCCGCCGAUGCAGCUGUCUCUAGUGAAGCUCAGCUCGAUAGUGCCGACGCUGGAGGUCCUGGACUGCUCGAGCCAGACUACGACGUGGAGGUCUCGUUGAGCGCGCUGCAAGAGAACGAGGCCACCCCGUUUCAUUCAGCCACCACCUGGGAAGAUCUAAAUCUUAAGCCCGAGCUCCUCAAGGGCCUCCAGGCUCUUAACUUCCUCAAGCCAUCCAAGGUGCAGGGCAAAUCGUUGCCUCUGAUGCUUAGCGAUCCUCCGCGCAACAUGCUCGCCCAGUCGCAGUCUGGCACAGGAAAGACGGCUGCUUUCGUCACCGCUAUAUUGUCGCGCGUGGAUUUCAGCCAGCCCGACAAGCCCCAGGCACUUGUUCUCGCGCCCAGCCGUGAGCUUGCGCGUCAGAUCGAGGGUGUCAUCAAGGCCAUUGGUCGCUUCGUGGAGAACUUGGCUAUUGCCCCAGCUGUCCCCGGUGCCCUGGCACCAGGAGAGCCCGUCCGCAUGCCGGUCGUGGUCGGUACUCCCGGUCGUGUGCAGGAUAUCAUCCGCAGGCGCCAGCUCGAUGUCUCCAACUUGAAGGUGCUGGUUCUUGAUGAGGCCGACAACAUGCUGGACCAGCAGGGUCUUGGCGAUCAAUGCAUGCGCGUUCGCACCAUGCUGCCUCCGGAGAUCCAGGUGCUCCUUUUCUCGGCGACCUUCCCCGAGAAGGUGCUCAAUUACGCCACGAAGUUUGCGCCCGAUGCUCACUCGCUCAAGCUGCAGCGCAGCGAAUUGACAGUCAAAGGAAUCUCACAGAUGUUCAUCGACUGCCCCAACAACGAGGAAAAGUACACUAUUCUAUGUCGCUUGUACGGUCUGAUGACGAUCGGUCAAUCUGUUAUCUUCGUUAAGACCCGCGAGAGCGCGAACAUCAUUGAGCAGCGCAUGACCGCCGAUGGUCACAAGGUCUCCGCUCUCCAUGCCGCAUUUGAGGGAGCCCAGCGCGACGAGCUCCUCGCCAAAUUCCGCAGUGGCGAAAACAAGGUCCUAAUCACUACGAACGUCCUGGCCCGAGGCAUCGAUGUCUCCAGUGUCUCCAUGGUAAUCAACUACGACAUCCCCAUGAAAGGUCGUAGCGACGAUGAGCCGGACCACGAGACCUACCUCCACCGCAUUGGGCGCACGGGUCGCUUCGGGCGUGUCGGUGUCUCCAUCAGCUUUGUGUCCGACAAGAAGUCGUUUCAGGGUUUGAAUAAGAUCGCCUCCCAUUACGGCAUUGAUUUGGUGAAGCUGGACACCGAGGACUGGGACGAUGCGGAGGAAAAGGUGAAGGACGUUAUCAAGAAGAACCGCGCGCAGGCGAGUUACGCUCCCAGCGCCACAGACAGUCAGAAGCAAGCACAGGCCGCGAGCACCUCCUAGAACUGGGGCACGUCUGGCAGCAACAACACUGGUGGAGGCUUCGCUUCCCCUCAGACCUGGGGCUUCCCGCAGCAAGGUGCUUGGAACUUUGCCGCGCCAGCGCAGGCUGCUGCUUCGGCCUUGGGCCAGGCCGCCGGGCGCAUUGGCAAUCAUUGGGGUCAGUUUGUCAACAGCGGCUCCCAUCAACCUUUUGCUUAAAGCAGGAUGAGCGCUUGCUUUGUUCAUGAGUCGGCAACGACAACGAAGAAAUGUGUUAUGGGGAUGAUUGAGGGAGGGAGCAAUGGGGAGGAAGAAUAUGUCCCUCUGUACGUACGUUUAUUUGCAUUGCGACGGCACAGCAGUGCACGGGAUAGUAGAUGUCUGGGAAGGGUUCGGACAUAAAAUGAUACUACAAAUGCUACAAUGAAAGCCUCACUUGUCUCCGAAAUGGUGUAAUGUCUG